UCCCAGAUCAAAGGCGAGCCGCUCCGUAGAGAGAGCGCGAGCCAGCUAGGCACAAGCGAGCGCGCGGGCAACGCGACAGUCCUGCAAUGUUGAAAUAAGCCACGAUAGUCGUUUCAAGGACGAACUUUUAUUGUCGAUUAAUGAUCGUCACUCUCAUUUCGCAACGCACAUUGCGCUUCAAAUUUUUUUUCCACGUUUUCGCGUUUUAGAGAGCUCGUGCUCUCUCGAGACUGAUUCCUGAAUCGAGACUUUUUCGAAGACGCUUGGAAAUUAUGUUCCGAUCGGCGCCGAUCCAGCCGGCAAGAUGAUGAUUUUACCGAGAACUGGGUUCGGUCGUGGUGCUGAUUCGGUGGUCUUGUUGUGGUUGUGGGUCCUGGGAAGCGUCCUGGCCAAGGAUACUGCCUUUGUGGAAGUUGUGCUUUUUGAAUCGAGCCCAAAUGGUGAUUAUACGACGUACACGACAGGUCUGCAGGGACGCUUCUCCCGAGCCGGAGCCACUAUCAGCGCAGAGGGCGAAAUCGUGCAAAUGCACCCUUUGGGCCUGUGUAACAACAACGAUGAAGAGGACUUGUAUGAAUAUGGUUGGGUGGGCGUGGUCAAACUGGAACAACCCGAGUUGGACCCCAUCUGCCUCACUGUACUGGGAAAGGCAAAGAGAGCCGUUCAAAGAGGAGCCACAGCUGUCAUCUUUGACGUCUCAGAGAAUCCAGAUGCCAUCGACCAGCUCAACCAACUUUCAGAAGACCCCCUGAAAAGGCCGGUGGUCUAUGUCAAAGGAGCAGAUGCGGUUAAACUCAUGAAUAUCGUAAACAAGCAGAAAGUUGCACGAGCCAGAAUCCAACAUCGCCCACCAAGACCUACGGAGUAUUUUGACAUGGGAAUCUUCCUGGCGUUUUUCGUUGUGGUUUCUCUGGUCUGCCUCAUCCUUCUCAUCAAGAUAAAACUCAAGCAAAGACGCAGCCAGAGUUCCAUGAACCGGAUGGCCAUCCAGGCCCUGGAGAAGAUGGAGACACGCAAGUUCAAGGCUAAGGUCAAAGGUCAGCGUGAGAUCAGCUGUGGAGCUUCAGACUCGCUGAGCAGCAGUUCCACAUCAGACUGUGCCAUUUGCCUCGAGAAAUACAUCGAUGGCGAGGAGUUGAGGGUGAUCCCCUGUGCGCACCGCUUUCAUAAGAAAUGUGUGGACCCUUGGCUUCUGCAGAAUCACACUUGCCCACACUGCAGACACAACAUCAUUGAGCAAAAAAAGGGAAAUCCGGGUGCUGUUUGUCUCGAUCCUGGAAACCCAGUGCACAGCCGCCAGCAGCGAGUCAUCCUCCCCGUUCAUUAUCCAGGAAGGGUGCACCGAGCCGGACAGGUGACUGCCUACCCCACCCGUACCACUAUGGAUCCCCAUGGAAACCCCAUCACUGUUCUAACAGUGGACCAGCACCCUGAGCAAAGCCUUUAUCCAUCCCAGUCCUCCUUCAUACGGGGAUACCCCGCCCUCCACCUAGACCACAAUCUAAACCCUCACCAUUGUGGUCUGGAGCAUCGUGCCCCCGGUUACCCACAAACUUUUAAACGGCCCAAAUUUCACGGACGUAACUUUUCCCGUGCCGCCUGCUUUUCGCAGUACGAGACUAUGUACCAGCACUAUUACUUUCAGGGCUUGACAUUUCCACAGCCUGAAGGUCAGCCCGGUAACGGACUUCACAAAGGUCACAAUCGACCUUACCAACCUGGACUUUUGUAUCCAGCAGUGGUGCACAUGGCACCAGCUUCCUCUUCUCGCUUGGGCGACUCGGGAAGCACUUCAGGACUCAGUUGUUACCACGGGCAUCGCUCCGUGUGCAGCGGUUACCUGGCGGAUUGUCCUGGAAGCGACAGCAGCAGUAGCUCGGGUCAGUGCCACUGUUCCUCGAGCGACUCCAUGUUAGAUUGCACAGAAGUUAGCAACCAGGGCGUGUACGGAAGCUGUUCGACGUUUCGUAGCUCGCUGAGCAGCGAUUACGACCCGUACGUAUACCGCAGUAAGAGUCCGUGCCGGGGCUCCGCCGGAGAGCCAGGGACGGUGUUCUCUGCCACAGCUGAGGAUUCGCCAGUCCCUGUAUCGGGGGCGAUGGACUGUCUUCAGCCUCCCGUCGGAGCUCGUUACGGUUCUGGGGACCAGCUAUCCAACUGCAGCCUGGAGCCCAGCUGUAGUGGCCACUCUUCGGCGGAAAACAGGGAACUAACUAGCACUACCUCAGCUGGACUCUCGGAGAGCGCUGCUGCAGAAACGAGCCCCGUGAAGCAUUGCGGAGAGCAAGGGGUUGCGUGCAGCUGCUGCUUUGAGGUACCGAAACUUAAUUUGGAACGUAUGGGGCAGGACGGGGAGGGACAUUGCAGGUGGGGCGUCGAAUCUCAAGCUCUCUCGCUUGGUUCUCCGCAGAACUUUUAUAGCGUCAGCACCGAGCAGCUGCCUUCUCCGGAUCACGUCGGCUACGACGGACUGCCGUGCUGCUUCUACACGGAGAUGGCCGUACAUCGUGGAAGUAAUAAUCAUUACGCCGAAGACUGUUCGGUUAACGUUCAGUACGCCCCGACGGACAGUGACGGCUGCAUAGUACCGGGCUGCUGCGAACUCUCACAGCGGAUACCCAUAAUUCCCGAGGAUACAGACUGUGAAUUAGGCUUGGGUCCAGAGUCACAAACAAGUCUUCUCCCUCCUAGACUUACUUUAGAAAGCGAGGAGAGGACUUCUGAGGAGACUUGUGAUUUGUUUUACACCUCAGGACAAUGUAGAGGUCAAAUGUAUCAGCAGCCACAAGAUGAAGAGACCAGAGUGCUGUUCCCCCCUCAGUGCAAUGGCGUGACUGACACACUAGGGGGCGGCAAAGCAUCUUUCGAUGGGUCGGGGCUCUGAUGGCAAGCCCUGAAACACAGCACAGGCUCUUGAAAAUCAAUAAAUGUAAUAGUUGUGUUGUCAAAACUCUGAAGUGUACUUAUCGUAAAGGGUUUGAGUUUCAAAUCAAGAUUUUACUUUUUUUUAUUUUUUGAGUGCUUAUCUUGUUCAUUCCUGUGGCCUUCAGAAUCUGUCAUGAAGACAACAGUUUAAGAAUUAACAAAUAAUGAAAGUACAAAGCUACAUAUUUUCCACGUGCUACACAGCAAAAGAAAUGUGUCAUAGGUAGAGGGCGGAGCAUCGUUAUGUGCAUGCUUCUCUCUUUAUCGGACUAGGACCAGGGAAACGUUUGUAAAUGGAAAUGACUAAUUUUGAGUUCCAAGGUGUUAACCAUCAUGAUUUAAAUGCUCUUUUUAAACUUAUUUUAAUAAAAUUGCAUGCAUGCGAGCAGUAUGAAAUCAAACAUCUCAAUCAAAACCAAAAUGGAGCAUAUGGAGGGAGCGCAUUUAUUGAACACUUAACAAGGUUAAAACCAUACCUCCCUCUUUCUGUUUUUCUCAGGGCCUUAAUCGUUUUAGUGCAGACCAAGAUCUAGUUUUUUAUCCAUAUAGUUGUUAUCAGUGGAGACUACUGAGCUGUAUGUACUUAACACCAAAUUUAGUUUGUCUCCAGGGUUCAGUCCAACACCACUGGUAGGUUUAGCUUCAGACUACUUUAGUGUUAAAGUUGCAAGACUUCUAGUAUUUGACCCCUGAAGUUCAUCUAUGAGUACAUGCAUACAUACAUGUAUUUAUGUGUGUAUACAGUUUGUCAACAAGACACCAAAGUAUAAUGGUUUUGAGAGUUUGGACUGUAUAUGUGUGUGUGUCAAGUAAUUGCCUUUAAUAAUUACCCACUUCACACUUGCACCUGUGCUUUUACAGAUAUACACCAUCAUAUCAUCAUGCAUUUCUGUUUAUACAGAGUAUUUUAUACUGUUUCUAUGAAAUGUACCCAUACAGCUUACACGGGCGUUCAUUUUAAAGUAACUUUGUUUAUACAUAGACUAUAACAGUGCCGUAACAUGAGAAUCUACUCUUGCCUUGCAUAGAGAUAUGUACUGCAAAUACAGCAUUUUUUCUGGGGGUACUCGAGUCACUAUUUAAUGUUUCGUAUUGUUUGUAGCACUUAAGAUUGUAUAAAAGAAAAUGUGUACAAAAAUUAAUAUUUUUAAAUUUUUUUAAAGAUAUAAUUAUUUUCUCCAUUAUCAUUUUACAAAUGUUAAAGGUUAGAGCUUGAUCUGUGUAUAUUUCUGUAUCUGUAUAGCAGCACAUUUCAUAAAUGGAAAUAUGUUCUCUGAAUAUUUAUUGACUAAUAUAUUUAUCUUUAAGCCAUGUCUUAUGUUCAGAGUGUCUGUGAGGUUUUUUGUUUUCAUUUUUUUUUCUCGAGAUCACUAAUAAGAGACUUUGUAAAUACAUGGUAAUUGCACACAAGCCGAUUAAAUAUUCUCUGACCAAAAACUGAUUUAGAAAUUUUAGUGCAGUUUUGUAACAAAGUGUACAAAGAGCUUAAAAAUAUAUGGUUUUAUUAAAGUGAACACACAAA
Molecule: messenger RNA, 4447 nt
Organism: Misgurnus anguillicaudatus (oriental weatherfish)
Lineage: Eukaryota; Metazoa; Chordata; Actinopteri; Cypriniformes; Cobitidae
Gene: znrf3
Product: zinc and ring finger 3
Source: RefSeq, a predicted model, not a curated record